Messenger RNA from Archocentrus centrarchus (flier cichlid), 3633 nucleotides. RefSeq names its product dihydrouridine synthase 1-like (S. cerevisiae) (gene dus1l). The record is from RefSeq and is a predicted model, not a curated record. The transcript is spliced from 14 exons. Lineage: Eukaryota; Metazoa; Chordata; Actinopteri; Cichliformes; Cichlidae. The coding region runs from base 247 to 1779 and encodes 510 amino acids. Gene Ontology annotation, molecular function: tRNA dihydrouridine synthase activity.
CCAGUUCAGGCACAGUGAGUCAGGCAGGCGUGCUGGCAAGAUUUGAAGCGCAAAAAAUACUGAGUUUUCUAACAUUAUGAGAGCAGUGAAUCUGGAGCCACCUGUCAACAUUUUAAUGGGCUAUUAGGCCUAUUUUAGAUACUCUGUAGAAAGCUGUCAUUGGCCAGAACAUCUCUGUAGACACAGAGAGCUGAAAAUGACUGAAUAAAGCGCUGAACGCUGUCAGCGUUAAUCUGGUCAGCUGUGAUGGCCAAGUUUCAGGGCUUUGAGUUCUGGAGGAAAACUCUAAAGGAAGCACGCUAUGUGGUGGCACCCAUGGUAGACCAGAGCGAGCUGGCGUGGCGCUUGCUCAGCCGCCGGCACGGUGCUCAGCUUUGCUACACCCCCAUGCUGCAUGCUCAGGUGUUCGUCCGUGACGCGAACUACAGGAGAGAAAACCUCUACAAUGAAGUCUGUGAGGAGGACAGGCCUCUCAUUACACAGUUUUGUGCCAACGAUCCAGAGGUGUUCCUGCAGGCAGCUUUGCUGGCUCAGGAUUAUUGUGACGCCAUUGAUCUCAACCUGGGCUGUCCACAGAUGAUAGCUAAGAGAGGACAUUAUGGGGUUUUCCUACAAGAUGAAUGGGAGCUGUUAGAAAAAAUGGUCAGCUUAGCCAAUGAAAGGCUCUCAGUGCCAAUCACAUGUAAGAUCCGUGUGUUCAAGGAGAUGGAAAAGACGGUCCGCUAUGCUCAGAUGCUCGAGAAAGCUGGAUGCCAGCUGCUGACGGUUCACGGCAGAACCAAAGACCAGAAGGGUGCCAUGACGGGUAUCGCUAGCUGGGAGCACAUAAAGGCUGUACGGCAGGCAGUAAAUAUUCCAGUGUUUGCUAACGGCAACAUCCAGCACCUCGGUGAUGUGGAGCGCUGCAUUCAAGAAACGGGCGUGCAGGGAGUUAUGAGUGCAGAGGGGAACCUCCAUAACCCUGCCCUGUUUGAAGGCCGCAGCCCCCCAGUGUGGGAAAUGGCUGAGGAGUAUCUAGAGGUGGUGAAGCGGUAUCCUCCGUGCACUCUGUCCUACGUUCGAGCCCACCUCUUCAAGCUCUGGCAUCACACGCUGCAGAUCCACCAGGACCUGAGGGAGGAGUUGGCCAAGGUGAAGACCCUUGAGGGUUUGGCUGACGUUAGCAAACAGCUGAGGCUUCGCUGUCAGGAGGAGAUAGCCAAAGGGAAGGAUGCUGAAGAUAAAGAAAGUGGGCUUCCUUUCCCCCACUGGAUCUGCCAGCCGUAUGUCAGGCCAGUGCCAAAGGAGACGCUUGCCAAUGGUAACAGUCAGGGGUCAGAGGUGAAGAAGAAGAAGACAGUGUGUCAGAAGAGGGCGCUGGAGGACUGUGAUGGAACAGCUGACACGCUUUCCAAGAACAAACAGAAGAAGAGAUCCCGCAACCCCAACAAGAACUUCUGUCCCGACCAGAAACCCAAGUACGUCAAAUGUGAACAAUGUGGCAACCCAAAGGGAAAUAAGUGUGUCUUCAACCUGUGUCGAGGCUGCUGUAAGAAGAAGGCCUACAAAGAAGUGGCAGACUGUCCGAGCCAUGGGCUGAGGUUCAAGACCAAGGCAGAGAAACGGAAAGCUGAGGAGAAGGAGCAGGUGGAGAAGGAGCAGGUGGAGAAGGAGCAGGUGGAGAAGGAGCAGGUGGCGAUAUCCACGACAGAGAUGGAGAGGAGAAGCAGCACUCCUCAGCCUCUCCAUGAUUCAAGAAGAGAACUGCAGGAGCAGUCCAAGCAUCAGCCGCUGCUAUGAGCUGGACGGCUACAUGCUCUACGUGCACAAACCAGACUCCUGUUAAUAAUGCUCGGAGCUGAUUUACGCUGAGCUCUUUCUUUUUUUUUUUAAAUUCAUCUCUGCAAACCAAAUGGGGUAAAAAAAAAAAAAAAGCUGUCCAGCCACGUUGGUGGGGUGAAGAAUAGUUAUAAUGGUCGGUGCUGCGAGCUCGUGUGAAUCCAGGAUUUACUCUGCAGGCUGUUCUGUGUGUUCAGGCAGCAGAGGGAGAUGUGACCGGAGGGUGAACGAUGCUCUGUGGAAGCAGAUCAGUGCAUUCAGAGGCAGCCAUGAGGAGUUGUACAUACUGUGUACACAGCUGCUAAGUAGUCUGUUUGAGACUGAUGGUGAAGUGUGGACAGCAAUCUACAGACCAAACAAACCUUAUUUUAUGUAAAAGGGACUGUGAGGUGAUUGGGUGGCUGGGACUGGACUCCUGCAAAUGGAAUAGUUCUCAUCGGAUUUAUUUAUAAAUAUAUAUAUUUUUAAGAUGGAUCCUAUGAAGACAGUAUUUUGGCCAAAGUUGUUGGUGAGUCACCACAGGGAAAGAUUCACUAACUGUGCGGUAGAGCUUUUUAACAGCAGGUAUAUUAGACACACAAACGCUGCGCUGCUCAGCUGCUGUUCAUUGGAACACAGUGCCAUAUAUGUAUAUUGCUCAGGGGGGGGCACUGUCUCCUUUUGCAUGUUUCUCUGUGGAGGCAGAACACAUUUACAGAUCCUGAGUACUUGAACUGUAUUUAUGAUAGCUGGUUAAAAUCGCUUUUUCAAAGUUACUGCUACGAACCUCUCGGGCUGCCUGGCUAAUUUAGAUAAGUCAGGACUCCCCAACACUGACACACAGACUGACAUAUAUCAUCUCAGCCUCUGGUACUUUGAUUAAACCAUUAAUCUUCUUGUUCUGACAUAAUUCAGUCAGAUUGAACGGAGGAACACUUACAGUUAAACACCAUAAAACAGGUUCUCACAAGUGGAACUUUAUUCCCCGUUCCUCAGUUUGGGAACAUCAAAAAGCAACACAAAAUACAGGAACUGGUUGGAGGCCUUGGUCACAUGACCUGAGCAAGAUGGCAGUGGCAGACUUCAUGAAGCGUCUGCUCGUCUAUAUGUGUUUUAAAAAAUGUUUCAUUAAAGGUCAUAAAUGUGGUUUUGCAUAAAUGUUAGCCUGUAGUGCAUUUACUGCAUAGAUGUGCCUUUGGACUGCCUGUCCAGAUACAAACAAGCAUAUGUGGGGCAGAAAAGCACAGAAAUCAGUGCUACUGAGUCAGCCGUGCUCAGUAAAUGCACAACCUGAAAGACAUUCAGAGGUGCUACCUGUCUGUAUAAUUAUGAAUACAGCCUAAUAUGGAAGACUAAUCAUCAAUCUAUUCUGCAGUGGUUGGCCUCAAAGGUGGGGGGGGGGAUAAAAUGUGACAUACAGACGAGGAAAAUGACAGAUUUGCAAUGAUGGAGCCGCCGUGAUGUCACCCUCUGGUUUCUCUGAGUGCAGUUUAUCCCACCCAUGUCGAGCCAUUAGAAGGACGUCAAGCAGAAUAUUACAAAGAUAGUUUUAAUUAUUACAAUAAUUAAAGGAAUAAAAUAAACCAACCUAAAGAUUUCUUGCAGGCUCCAAUAGCUACUGUCUGCAGUUCCAAUAUGUCGAAACUUGUCACGUGUUUCCUAUUUUUUAAUUUUAUUUUUAUAAUUAUUUCCAGAUCUGUAAACCUGAGUGUGUUUUAUGUCCUGCUCUUAUUUGUUUUGCGUACAUCUUUUGAUGCAGCUGGUACAGCGUCCUAAAGCACGGCGUGUCACCUGUGCUAAUAAUGUUUAUACAAAUAAACAUUAAUACGAAAAGGG